Messenger RNA from Xiphophorus hellerii (green swordtail), 2334 nucleotides. RefSeq names its product lysosome membrane protein 2. NCBI's taxonomy places the organism in Eukaryota, Metazoa, Chordata, Actinopteri, Cyprinodontiformes, Poeciliidae. Gene Ontology annotation, cellular component: membrane; cytoplasm; lysosome. Gene Ontology annotation, biological process: receptor-mediated endocytosis; protein targeting to lysosome. Gene Ontology annotation, molecular function: scavenger receptor activity. The record is from RefSeq and is a predicted model, not a curated record. The transcript is spliced from 13 exons. Bases 324 to 1874 code for a protein of 516 amino acids.
GAAGCUCCCCAGUCCGCUACAAAUACUCCUUGGUUCAGUUUUUAAUUCAUGUGCUUUCAGUCCGACACAGAAAAGGAACCGCGUGGUUUCAUUACUCAUAAGACAGCCUCCCUGCAAAGCCUGUAACUCGUGGUGGGACUUCUGUGUAAACCCUUUUCAAAACUUUCCCUCAACUUCUCUACAGGGCAACGUUAGUUUAAAAAAAAGCAAGAGGCACAUUUUUGUUGUGCGUUAGAGUAAGAGUAAAACUUUCUCGGUGAAAGGAAGUUAACCUGUCCAACCAUCCUUCCAGCGGUCAGUCUUGCUACUUGCAUCUGCCAACAAUGACGCGAAGGUCCUGCGCUAUCUACACGGUGGGGGUCAUCUGCGCCCUCCUGCUGGUCAGUGGAAUCGCCUUGAUGGUGGCUCAAGUAUUCCGCAAUUUGAUGCACAAACGCCUGAAAAAGGAAAUUGUUUUAGUGGAAGGUAGCCGCGUGUUCGAGUCAUGGAAAUCCCCUCCCCCUCCUGUCUUCAUGGAAUUUUUCUUCUUUAAUGUGACCAAUGUAGAAGAGGUCCUUAAUGGGGAAAAACCAGAAGUCAACCAGAUUGGACCCUACACCUACAGAGAGUACCGGUAUAAGGACAACGUCACCAUGUUGGACAAUAAUACAAAGGUGUCGGCGUACAACGCCAAAAGCUUUGUGUUUCUGGAGGAUAAGUCUGUUGGUGACCCAGAUGUCGAUAACAUCACCACUGUCAACAUUCCCAUUUGGGCUGCAAUGAACAAGGCGCAGGGAUUCAAGAGCAUUUUUUUGAAUUUUAUGAUAAAAGGCACCAAAAGUCGUCUCUUCACCACUCGAAGUGUUCAGGAAUUACUUUGGGGCUAUGAAGAUGCUUUGUUGGACCGCAUUGCCUCAUCCAGUACUGAUGUGGAGAGGGUUUUUGGCCUCAUGUACAAGAAAAAUGAAAGCAGCGACGGAGAAUUUGUCUUCCACACCGGAACGCAGAACUACUUAGAUUAUGCACGGAUCGAAACAUAUAAAGGGGAAAGGAUGCUCAAAUACUGGUCAACUAAUGAGAGCAACAGCAUCCUUGGAUCAGACGGAAGUGCUUUCCAUCCCUUGCUAAACAAGAGCGAACGUCUUUAUGUCUUCUCUCCUGACCUGUGCAGGACUAUCUACAUGGAGUUUGAGAAGGAUGUUGAGGUGAAAGGAGUCCCCGCCUACCGCUUCACACCUCCCCGCUCUGUUUUGGCCAGCAAGGAAGAGAACCCGGCCAACAAAGGCUUCUGCGUCACCCCUAAAGAGUGCCUGGGAACUGGGGUCCUCAAAGUCAGCCCCUGUCGGAAAGGUGCCCCUGUGGUUGCCUCUUUUCCUCAUUUCUACCUGGGAGAGGACAAAUAUAUAGAAGCGAUUGGAGGAAUGGCCCCUCAAAGGCAUCAUCACCAAACGUUUUUAGACCUCAACCCGACAACUGGAGUGAUUGUGCGUGCAAGCAAAAGAGCUCAGGUUAACAUCUUGAUCAACAGAAUCUCUGGAUACCCAGACACUAAAUUAUUGAAAGAAACAGUCUUCCCUGUUAUGUUCCUCAAUGAGAGUGUGGUGAUCGAUGAUGCAUCAGCAGCGAAGGUGAACAAGCUGCUCAUGAUUGUCAAAGUGGGGUCCAAUUUCCCCCUCAUUAUUGUGGGACUAGGCGGGAUCAUGCUUAUUGUCUUCAUCAUCCUCCUGAUCAGGGCCCAUCAACAGAAGAAAAGAGUUAAGCGCAUUGUGUUUACCAAGGCUGCCUAUGCUACCACAACUGAAGAGGACAUCUCCUAUUCACCAGCCAACACUAAGGAGAAGGACGAUGGUCAGAAUGGAAACUACAUUGGCAUGACGACUAAAACGGAGCAAUAAACUUGGGAAUGAAGAAUAGGAUGGAGCUGCAAGACAGGGUGGUGUGGCAUCCUUUUCAUUUUAAGCACAAUGUAUUAAAUUUUCUUGGUUAAGCACACGCCACCUACAGUCCAGGUAUAGCCAUUGGAAUCCUAAAAGCAGUUCUCUUUAGGUUAUGUGCCACCACUCUGUUUUUAACUGGCUGGAUUCUUGUCUUGGUCAGAGCUCAGUGCUGUCAGAUUAUGAAGUGCUCCUAAGCCAGGCACCAAGUGUUAUUUAGGGAAGCAGCUCAUUGGCAUCUGUAAAUGUAGUAUUCGUAAGCCAGAGUCGUCACUCUCAGGGGGUCUCCUGCCCAGCUGCUGUCAAACAUUAUUAAAGCAGGAUAGACAUUAAACUGCAAGUACCUGUAAUCUCUUUUUUCUAAAGACAUUUCAAUCAGUUCAGUGUGAUUUUGUCCAAUUUCCCUUUUAUUCACUCAGUG